GUGAUUAAUAUUAAUGAGGCACAACUGUUCUGACGCUCUGGGUGGAUCCAGGUAGAAACACUGAUGUUGAUGAUAAAUACUGCUGUCAUCUCGACCAGAUCACGUUCACUGCUUCAUCAUGGACUUCGAUCUGGACUCAGCUGUUGGAGAUGAUGAGGUGAAGAAGCAGGAGGGCAACGAGGUGGAGGGGCUCUUUGGGUUUGGAAAGAAAGAUAAAGACAAAGAAGAAAAAGAUAAAGAGUGUAAGGACAAGGACAAAGAUAGUGACAAGCCAAAGAGUGAUUGCAAAGAGGAUAAAGACAAGGAUAAGUGCACAGACAAAGAGAAGGACAAGUGCAAAGAGAAAGAGAAGGACAAGUGCAAAGACAAAGAGAAGGACAAGUGCAAAGACAAGGAAAAGAAGAAGGAUAAAGAGCACAAAAAGGGGCACGGACACGGUCAUGGUCACGGUCAUGGACACGGUCAUGGACAUGGACACGGUCGGGGACGUGGACAUGGACACAGGUCAUCCUCUUCAUCCAGUGAUGAGGACUAAAGCUGAAGACUGAAGUCAUGAGGGGGCCGGGGCAAGUUGUCACAUAGGGAAAAUGAUUUAUGGGAUUUAUGUUUAUAGUAACUGUGAGGUUUUGAGUCAAAAAAUUCAAUUGCAGAAAUGCUUGUUUUCUCUAGCAGUGGUUUUAUAAGUUGGUUUUAAACACCUAGUUGCACCAUUUGUAUUAUAUUAGGAUAAUAUUUUUGGAAUUGUGUCUUACAAACUAACAUUUCAGUACUGUUAUCUUUUUAUAAAUUGGUGUGAGCUGUUACAUGAGUUCUGUGAUGUACUGCAUAUACAGUAUCUAUGAAAAUCUCCUGUUAUUUUUUAUUUUUUUGCAGUUUGUUUUACUGUUCAAGACAUUAUAUAGCCUGUAAUACAUUUGAAAUAUUAUAUUGUGGAAAAUGUAUUGAUUUUAUGUUAAUAUGUCAUAUUACAAAUAAACAGUUCCCAUUUUUUGUGAUUUAUCCCAUAUAUAGUGACAACAUGGCCCAGUAAAGGUCAACAUAAUGACCUGUAGGCUAAAUUUAUACUGGAUAAUAAUGAUAAACAUGUCCAAUUGUUGUUUCAGGUUUGUGACUAUUGAAAAAGUGACUUAAGUGACUUUUCAAAAUAAACUUACUGUGAGAAAUUAA
This is a messenger RNA of Cyprinus carpio (common carp), 1167 nucleotides long. RefSeq lists its product as uncharacterized. Lineage: Eukaryota; Metazoa; Chordata; Actinopteri; Cypriniformes; Cyprinidae. The record is from RefSeq and is a predicted model, not a curated record.